AUGGGGCUGGAAUUUCCAAAUUACCAAUCAUAUGACCUUCUUGCGCGGAGCUUUGGCAGAAUUUCGCUUGGGAAGUCAGCAACGCUGCAGAGCAGGAAAAACGCCUGUCAUUCCGCUCCUACUUAUUCGGACGAAAAUGAGACGCUCAAGAGUUUGAGCAUGACAGAGUCUCAUUAUUCAUCAAAUUUGAUGGCUCCCACUAAAUCUGUUUCCUCCAUCAAAAGUUCAACCAAAAAGAAGCGUCGUCGCUCGAGCGCGGCCAAGAAGGAAAUUGAAUUUGUCCGAUCUGUCUCCUCGGGCUCCUCUGGCAUUGAAUCAAUGUCUUCUCUUGACGGACACUCAACUGGCAGCGGCAUCUGCUCGUCUAACUCCAAGCUGGAGGAAUACGAACAGCCAAUUUUAAAAUCCUAUCUUCGACUUCAGCAAACCAUUUGUACUCAAUGCUCUGACUGUACGAAAUGCGAAGAGUUGGUUCGAAAUACUCCGAUUUCGCUUCAUGAAGAUAAGGAAAACCGACGAGGAUCUACUACCUCGAGCAAAAGUGGCAAAAAAUCUCGUCGAAGAGGAUCUUCCAUGCCCAGACCAACUUACAACGGUGUUUCCUCUGAUCGAUACAAUGCAUCCUCGCUCAUGACAAUUGGCAUGAGGAGACAGAUUGAUAAGCUCAUGGUGGCAAUCGAGGGAUGA
Messenger RNA from Oikopleura dioica, 687 nucleotides. The record is from the annotation of a GenBank genome assembly. Lineage: Eukaryota; Metazoa; Chordata; Appendicularia; Copelata; Oikopleuridae.